GUAACUUUCAUAUUAAGAAAACGUGAAGUGAAGUUAGCACAUAUAUACCACAAACACAUUUACGUAAGAUAAUUUAAACAACUAUCUCAUAUGUAGGCAGAAUUUUUGUACCAGUCUGGUUAAAAAGUAGGUUUGUUUGUUGGAAAUUAUUAUUUAUCUUCAUUUUUAAAUAGUUAACUACUUCUGGUCAGUUAUUUACAUCAACUGUACAAUCAAACAAAUCCAUUAUUGAAUUUUCAAACACUAUCCUCUAAAACUAAAGGCAGAAAAAACUAAGAAUAGGUAUGAACACCAUACUUUUAUACUUGACCAAUACAAGACAUCAAGAAGAUUUGCAUAAAGCUAUUGAGAAUGGCAGUAAUUUUAGACAAUGAACAUACAUCUUGUUUUUAAUAACUAAAUAUGAAUCAUAGAAUAAUCAUCUGUUUACCAUUUAAAAGCAUCGAAUAUUUGCUUGUUAUCGAAAAAAAAUCCCGAUGAAUAUACGAACAUUCAAGAUAUUCAAACACAGUUAUAUGAACGAAGAAUAUUCAGCGACUCAAGAUAUUCACUUAAUAGUCUUUAAACUCCGAUUCAAAUUCACGGUGAAGUUGAGGACCCCAUUGCUUUAGAUAACCAAGUGGAAGAGGGGUUAAAUGACCAAAUUCUAAAUGAAUAUGAGGCUUUUUAUAUUUAUGACCAUAUGGCGUCUUACCUAUCUAGGCCAGAGGUUGGAUUGUCAGGUUUCGCGAAAUUUUUCCGUGAAAGUGCAAACGAAGAAUUGGAGCAUGCCCGUAAAUUCAGUGAAUUUGUCAAUAAACGAAACUCAAAAGUUGUCCUGAAAAAUAUUUUACUUGCAUCUUCAGGUGUACCAAUGGAUUUUAAAAAUAUUCAUGAAGUAAUUGAUACAGCAAUUGGAAAAGAACUUGAAGUCACUGCACACAUCAAUGCACUGCAUAAAUUAGCAUCGAAAAUGAAUGAUGCAACUACACAAGAUUUUUUGGACGAUUUUCUACAAGAACAAGUGAAUUCUGUAAGUAAACUAAGAGAAAUGCGUGCUCGACUACAUUUGGAUAAUAGUGCUGUUUAUCUGAUGGAUAAAGAAUUUCGUUGAACUGGUAAUCUUUUUGCAACAAUAAGAAUUUCUUUCAUUUUUCUUCAAAAUUGAUAAUUAUUUCCUGCAAUUAUAUGCAAACUGUAGACAAUCAUCAACCUUUUAGUAUAAAAAAGGUUACACUGAUUUUACACAUGCUUGAUGUCUUUUUUUAUCAUUUAUUUGGAUGCAUUGAUAAGAUAUUAUUUCCAGUGAUUUGUUAAUUUGAUUUCCUUCAUAUUCUGAAACAAUUAAAUUCAUAUGGUAAUGAUGAGAAACUGAUAUUUAUUUGACUCGUUUUAAAAGCAUCAUGAAUACUGUAUGGUAUUUGAUGUAUUCUUAAAGGCAAGGAAGAAAUCUGUAAGCAAUUGAUUUUAAGUAUUUGUCAGUGAAAUGAUUUUAUGAUCAUUAAAGUAGAUCGGUGAAGAUAAUAUGAUUUUGAUUGUUAGGAGUCAGCUGGAAUAAAAUUACAGAGCUCCAUACUAGGACAAUACAACUAUGUCAAUGGAUCCUGUUUUGAAAUAGCUGUUUAGCAACUUAAAUUGCAAACACACUAAAUUUAGUUUAUUUUUUUAGGUAAUACAUACGUGGAGAAAACUACAAAUAGUAAAACAUUGCAAAUAAUUCUUAGACAGAUUAACAGAAUUCUAAAACUACUUGUAAUGCUGAAAAUUAUCACCUUGAAAUGGUAAACUUUAAAAAUGGGUAUAGAAACUUAACAUUCACUUCUGACAUGAGCCGUAUUUCAGCAUCACAGGGAACACGU
Messenger RNA from Schistosoma rodhaini, 1838 nucleotides. Lineage: Eukaryota; Metazoa; Platyhelminthes; Trematoda; Strigeidida; Schistosomatidae. The record is from the annotation of a GenBank genome assembly.